AUGGUUAAGGUUGCUAUUAACGGGUUUGGUAGAAUCGGUAGAUUGGUUUUGAGAAUUGCUUUGCAAAGAAAGGCUCUAGAAGUUGUUGCCGUUAACGAUCCAUUCAUUUCUGUUGAUUAUGCCGCUUACAUGUUCAAGUACGAUUCCACCCAUGGUAGAUACAAGGGUGAAGUUACUACCAGCGGUAACGACUUGGUCAUUGACGGUCACAAGAUUGCUGUUUUCCAAGAAAAGGAUCCAGCUAACUUGCCAUGGGGUAAGCUAGGUGUCGAUAUCGUUAUCGACUCUACCGGUGUCUUCAAGGAAUUGGACUCCGCUCAAAAGCAUCUAGACGCUGGUGCCAAGAAGGUCGUCAUCACUGCUCCUUCCAAGACUGCUCCAAUGUUUGUCGUUGGUGUUAACGAAGACAAGUACAACGGUGAAACCAUUGUUUCUAACGCUUCUUGUACUACCAACUGUUUGGCUCCAAUUGCUAAGAUUAUCAACGAUGAAUUCGGUAUUGACGAAGCUUUGAUGACUACCGUUCAUUCCAUCACUGCUACUCAAAAGACUGUUGAUGGUCCAUCCCACAAGGACUGGAGAGGUGGUAGAACUGCUUCCGGUAACAUUAUCCCAUCCUCUACUGGUGCUGCUAAGGCUGUCGGUAAAGUCUUGCCAGAAUUGCAAGGUAAAUUGACCGGUAUGGCUUUCAGAGUCCCAACCGUCGAUGUUUCUGUCGUUGAUUUGACCGUCAAGUUGGCUAAGGAAGCCACUUACGAUGAAAUCAAGGCCGCUGUUAAGAAGGCUUCUCAAGGUAAGCUAAAGAAUGUUGUUGGUUACACUGAAGACUCUGUUGUUUCCAGCGAUUUCCUUGGUGACACUCACUCCACCAUCUUUGACGCCUCUGCUGGUAUUCAAUUGUCUCCAAAGUUCGUCAAGGUUGUUGCUUGGUACGAUAACGAAUACGGUUACUCUGAAAGAGUUGUCGAUUUGGUUGAGCACGUUGCUUAA
Molecule: messenger RNA, 990 nt
Organism: Kluyveromyces lactis
Lineage: Eukaryota; Fungi; Ascomycota; Saccharomycetes; Saccharomycetales; Saccharomycetaceae
Product: type I glyceraldehyde-3-phosphate dehydrogenase
Exons: 1
Coding region: 1-990 (329 amino acids)
Biological process (GO): glucose metabolic process
Molecular function (GO): oxidoreductase activity, acting on the aldehyde or oxo group of donors, NAD or NADP as acceptor; NAD binding; NADP binding
Source: RefSeq, a predicted model, not a curated record